AUGACCGGUAUUUUAGCUCAAAAUACACUUUCUCGAAGUUUAUUACAAAAUGUAAGCAAUAUCGUGAAAAGGCUUUCCUCACAUUUUACAUAUUACCCAGAUGAAAGCAAACCCAUAGAUGGACAAACAAAUAAAAUGAACAUGAUGCAAGCCAUCAACAAUGCAAUGGAUAUUACUCUCAAGACUGAUUCAAGCUCUGUGUUGUUCGGAGAAGAUGUUGCUUUUGGGGGUGUAUUUCGUUGUGCUCUCGGGUUACAGGAGAAGUAUGGCAAAGAUCGAGUAUUCAACACACCACUUUGUGAGCAAGGUAUAGCUGGGUUUGGAAUCGGCAUGGCUACCGCUGGUGCUACCGCCAUAGCUGAGAUACAAUUUGCUGAUUAUAUAUUUCCUGCUUUUGAUCAAUUAGUUAACGAAGCGGCUAAAUGUCGGUAUCGUUCUGGUGGCCAAUUCGACUGUGGAGGCUUGACUGUGCGUGCCCCCUGCGGGGCUGUUGGUCACGGAGGUCUUUACCACUCACAAAGCCCUGAAGCCUUCUUUACACAUGCACCUGGCCUAAAGGUCGUAGUUCCUCGAGGUCCGAUAGCCGCCAAAGGUCUGCUUUUAUCGUGCAUCAGAGAUAGAGACCCAUGCAUAUUUCUCGAACCUAAGAUUCUGUACCGGUCAGCUGCUGAAGAAGUUCCUGUAGAUAGCUACGAAAUACCGAUUGGAAAGGCCCAUAUCUUGAGAGAAGGAGAUGCAGCCACCCUGGUGGCGUGGGGCACCCAAGUGCAUGUUUUACUCCAAGUGGCUGACAUGGCUUCGGAGAAACUUGGUAUAAACUGCGAGGUGAUCGACCUCAUGUCCAUCCUACCCUGGGAUGAGGAGACAGUCUGUAAUUCAGUGAAGAAGACGGGAAGAUGUUUAGUAGCGCACGAGGCACCCCUCACAAGUGGCUUUGGAGCUGAGUUGGCAGCCACUGUUCAGGCUGAAUGUUUUUUGCACCUAGAAGCUCCAGUGUCCCGAGUGACAGGAUGGGACGCCCCCUUUCCCCACGUCUUUGAGCCCUUCUAUUUACCAGACACGAUGAGGUGUUUCAGCGCUCUACAACAACUUAUCAAUUACUGA
Molecule: messenger RNA, 1104 nt
Organism: Leptosia nina
Lineage: Eukaryota; Metazoa; Arthropoda; Insecta; Lepidoptera; Pieridae
Source: the annotation of a GenBank genome assembly